This is a messenger RNA of Sycon ciliatum, 1095 nucleotides long. Its product is annotated as tropomyosin-like. Bases 121 to 849 code for a protein of 242 amino acids. Lineage: Eukaryota; Metazoa; Porifera; Calcarea; Leucosolenida; Sycettidae. The record is from RefSeq and is a predicted model, not a curated record. The transcript has a single exon.
ACCGAUCGGGAUUGCCGCUUUGUGUGGAAGAACAGACCUCAGUGGUUUCCGAUAUUCUUUUGCUUUCUAUUAGUUGUGGGUGUUUUCUGGUCGAAGCGUGUGCCCCACAACACAGUCAAAAUGCAGGCCAUAAAGCUGAAGAUGCAGACGCUGACCAAGGAGCGUGAUGACGCCCUUGCCAGAGUAGCCGCCUUGGAGGAGCGCGUCGAGAAGUCGCAGGGAAAGUCUGCGGACACUGACACUCUGCUCAGCGAAAUUGCCACCAAGCAAGACGCUUGUGAGUCUCGGCUGGAGACUUCCCAGGAGAACAUGGUCACUAUGCAACAGAGCCUCAAUGAGGUUGGAAGCCAGAUAGAUGACUGUCAAAUUAGAAUUAGCCGUAGUUUGAAAUUAUCUGGCCAGGACGAUGCCAAGUCAAACAGUAUGUCUGCCAGAUACAACACCGCAAUGAAAGCUGCUGACGAUGCAUCAUCCACCAUAGAAACCCUAAAUAAGCGCAUCGAUACCCUGGAGGAUCAGCUCGUGGCCACUGAUGACCGUGUUUCCAAGGCCGAUGAUGCCGUGGCCUCUAUGGACGGCGAGCUUCGAUCAAUCGUCGACCAGAUCCGCAGUUGCAAUGCCUCUGCCUCGGGUCAGGGCAACCGGACAAACAAACUCAAUUCGCUCAUCGACACCAAAGAGAAGGCGAAACGGAGCUGUGCCGGACGCCUGACCACAGCAGAAUCGAAGGCCACCGCAUUGGAGGCUCGUCUAGUUGAGGCCGAACAGGAGGUUGUCGAGUGGCAGGAGAAGACAGAAAACGCCAAGAAGGAGUUCGAGGAGUCGGUGAGCAUGCUUGCUGAAAUUUGAAUUGUCUAUAUAGUUUUUGUUGUCGUCUUCGUCUCCUCGGUGUCACUGGUCAUUUGUUCCAUGAUGCUUAUUUAUUUCAAACAUUCUGAUGUAAUUUAAAUAAACAAAAAAUACUACUAUAUUACCUGCAAGAGAGCUAGAGGAUUAACUUUCCACAGGAAGACCUCCAUAACGCACCGCUGACAUCACCAGAUAACGCUUUUGGAUGAUUGGCGUCAUAGUCACACCAGUUAUAACUUCGAAUUA